Messenger RNA from Musa acuminata subsp. malaccensis (wild Malaysian banana), 1139 nucleotides. Lineage: Eukaryota; Viridiplantae; Streptophyta; Magnoliopsida; Zingiberales; Musaceae. The record is from RefSeq and is a predicted model, not a curated record.
GACUACACUAAAAAGAAAGUUGUGUCGAAGGAACUGGAGAUUCUAGUUUAUGACAUUGCUACUCGGGUUGAUAGUCCAAUCAAUGCUGCAACAACAGUGAAGAAAUUAAUGGAGGAUAUGGCUAGAUGAGAUACAGAAUAUACCAUCACCAAGGUUCAGCCUUGACAAAGACACCAUUAAAGAUCAAUAGGAGGAAGCACAUCAUGAUGUUUAGUUGGCUGUUCGGAAAGCGCAAGGAGCAGCCAAAUACCUUGGCUACACUGGAAGAACUCAAUGAGAAACUCAAAAUGCUAGAGAAAAGGGAGCAAUUUCUUCUGAAGAAGAUGGCUGCUGAGGUUGAGAAAGCUAAGGAGUUCACCAGAGAAAACAACAAGAGAGCUGCUAUACAAUGCUUGAGAAGGAAAAAACUUCAUGAGCAAGAAGUUGAGAGGCUUGGGAACUACCAAUUGCGGAUUCAUGAUCAGAUUAUAUUGUUGGAAGGUGCAAAAUCUACAACAGAGACUGUUGAUGCAUUAAGAACUGGAGCAGCAGCUAUGAAGGCUAUGCUGAAAGAUACUAAUAUUGAUGAUGUGGAUAAGACACUGGAUGAAAUCAAUGAGCAGACACAGGAAAUGAAACAAAUUCAGGAAGCUUUGUCUGCUCCUAUUGGAGCAGCAGCUGAUUUUGAUGAAGAUGAAUUGGAAGCAGAACUUGAAGAGCUGGAGGCUGAUGAACUGGAGGAACUACUACUUCAGCCAGCAACAACUGCUCCUGCUCCUUCAGUGCAUGUUCCUGUCCAUAGACAACCAACUCAGCCAGAUCCACAGAAAACGCCUCCUGAAGAAGAACUUUCAGAAUUACAAGCUGAGAUGGCCAUCUAGAGAGAUGGUUUGCUUUUCAUCUCUACAAUGAAUGGCAGAAUUGCUACUUGCAGUUCAUGAUAAUACAAUUAUCGUUGUUGCUGCUGGUCUAGCUGAUAGUUACUGGCGGAAAUAUUUGUAAAGUUCAUGAUCGAGUAUGAGGAGCCUUGUGAGAUAAUGAACAAACUUCUGUUGUGUUUUGCUUAUCUUUCUAUUUUUUACUUGGUAAUUACAGCUCAGAUUGCCUCUAUGAUUUCUACUGUGCUUGGUAUGUUGGUAUGACAAAUUUUGAGUUGUGUG